AAAGUAUACACACAGUUCUACCACCAACCCACUUUCCCUUCUCUCACUCAUGAAAUAAAAAUUAAACCUUUAAGCCUUUUUGUUUCAUUGCCUCACCAACCCAAAGUUUCUUUUUCUUUUUCUUCUCCAUUGCAUUUUCAUUACCAAAACCUUAAGAAAAAAAACAAAGAAGCAACUUCUUUGAUGGAGAGGGCAAGGAGGUUGGCUAGCAGGGCAAUCCUUAAACGCUUGGUUAAUGAAACCAAGCAAUCAAGCAAUGGGCAAAUGAGCUGUAGAUCACCUGUUUUAUACACUCCUUCAAGGUAUGUAUCUUCACUGUCACCAUUUGGUUCCAAGUAUUAUAGCAGAUCAGAUUUGUUAGGAGGUAGAAAUGUACCAAACAGUUUUGGGUCACAACAAGUUCGAUCCAUCUCUGUUGAGGCAUUGAAAUCGAGUGAUACUUUUCCCCGCCGCCAUAACUCUGCAACCCCUGAGGAGCAGGCCAAAAUGGCUGAAUCUUGUGGGUUUGAUAGUCUUGAUUCCCUUAUUGAUGCAACUGUGCCUAAAGCUAUACGUAUUGAUUCCAUGAAGUUUUCAAAGUUUGAUGAAGGGUUAACUGAGAGCCAAAUGAUUGAACACAUGAAAAUGUUGGAAUCUAAGAACAAGAUUUUCAAGUCAUUCAUUGGGAUGGGUUAUUAUAACACUCAUGUUCCCCCUGUGAUUUUGAGGAACAUAAUGGAGAAUCCAGCUUGGUACACUCAAUACACACCUUACCAAGCUGAGAUAUCUCAAGGCAGGCUUGAGUCUUUGCUUAACUUCCAAACCAUGAUUACUGAUCUCACUGGUUUGCCUAUGUCAAAUGCUUCAUUGCUUGAUGAGGGAACUGCUGCUGCUGAGGCUAUGGCCAUGUGUAACAAUAUUCUGAAAGGGAAAAAGAAGACUUUCAUCAUUGCUAAUAAUUGUCACCCUCAGACAAUUGAUAUUUGUAAGACUAGAGCUGAUGGUUUUGAUCUUAAAGUGGUUACUGCAGAUCUUAAGGAUAUUGAUUACAGCUCUGGUGAUGUUUGUGGGGUUUUGGUUCAGUAUCCAGGGACCGAGGGUGAGGUUUUGGACUACGGGGAGUUUAUUAAGAAUGCUCAUGCUCAUGGUGUUAAGGUUGUCAUGGCAACUGAUUUAUUGGCAUUGACAGUGUUGAAGCCCCCAGGUGAACUUGGGGCAGACAUUGUUGUUGGCUCGGCACAAAGGUUCGGGGUGCCGAUGGGGUACGGUGGCCCUCAUGCUGCGUUUUUGGCUACUUCUCAAGAGUAUAAGAGGAUGAUGCCUGGACGAAUUAUCGGAGUUAGUGUUGAUUCUUCCGGGAAGCCUGCUUUGCGUAUGGCAAUGCAAACCCGGGAGCAACAUAUUCGCAGGGACAAAGCUACCAGUAACAUAUGCACAGCUCAAGCAUUACUAGCAAACAUGGCUGCCAUGUAUGCUGUUUAUCAUGGACCUGAGGGCUUAAAGGCCAUUGCACAACGUGUUCAUGGUCUUGCUGGGGUAUUUGCUUCGGGACUGAAGAAACUUGGCACCGUGGAAGUCCAGGGCCUUCCCUUCUUUGAUACUGUGAAGGUUACAUGUGCUGAUGCCCAUUCAAUUGCUGAUGCUGCUUACAGGAGUGAGAUAAAUCUUCGGGUUCUUGAUGCCAAAACAAUUACUGUUUCGUUUGAUGAAACAACUACUUUGGAAGAUGUGGACAAGCUUUUCAAAGUAUUUUCUGGUGGCAAACCAGUCUCAUUCACUGCUGCAUCUCUUGCAUCCGAGGUUGAGACUGCAAUUCCUUCUGGACUAGAACGACAGAGCCCAUAUCUUACACACUCGAUAUUUAACAUGUAUCACACAGAACACGAGUUGCUUCGAUACAUCCACAGGUUACAGUCAAAGGAUCUCUCCUUGUGUCAUAGUAUGAUUCCAUUGGGAUCUUGUACGAUGAAACUAAAUGCAACGGCUGAAAUGAUGCCUGUUACAUGGCCUGGUUUCACGGACAUUCACCCUUUUGCCCCUCAAGAGCAGGCUCAGGGCUAUCAGGAAAUGUUCAAUAAUUUAGGUGAACUGUUAUGUACCAUCACUGGGUUUGACUCAUUCUCUUUGCAACCUAAUGCCGGUGCUGCGGGCGAGUAUGCUGGACUAAUGGUUAUCCGUGCAUAUCAUAUGUCAAGAGGGGACCAUCACCGCAACGUGUGCAUCAUACCUGUUUCGGCACAUGGGACAAAUCCUGCAAGUGCUGCUAUGUGUGGAAUGAAAAUUGUUUCUGUUGGAACCGAUUCCAAGGGUAACAUCAAUAUUGAAGAAUUAAGGAAAGCUGCUGAAGCUAACAAGGACAAGUUGUCCGCUCUUAUGGUUACUUAUCCUUCAACACAUGGAGUGUAUGAAGAAGGCAUCGAUGAGAUAUGUAAGAUUAUUCAUGACAAUGGAGGUCAAGUUUACAUGGAUGGGGCUAACAUGAAUGCCCAGGUCGGUUUGACAAGUCCGGGUUUUAUUGGAGCCGAUGUUUGCCAUCUGAAUCUCCACAAAACCUUCUGCAUUCCACACGGAGGUGGUGGACCUGGCAUGGGACCUAUUGGUGUCAAGAAGCAUUUGGCACCAUUUUUGCCUUCACACCCUGUGGUACCUACAGGAGGUAUCCCAGCCCCAGAAAAAUCAGACCCUCUUGGUACCAUUUCCGCUGCACCUUGGGGCUCUGCACUUAUCCUGCCGAUAUCUUACACUUACAUAGCCAUGAUGGGAUCUAAGGGACUCACUGAUGCUUCAAAGAUAGCUAUUUUGAAUGCAAAUUACAUGGCAAAACGCUUGGAGAAACACUACCCCGUUCUUUUCCGCGGAGUUAAUGGAACAGUUGCUCAUGAAUUCAUUAUAGACUUGAGAGGUUUUAAGAAUACUGCUGGAAUAGAGCCUGAAGAUGUUGCCAAACGUCUUAUGGACUAUGGAUUCCAUGCUCCUACAAUGUCGUGGCCUGUUCCGGGAACUCUCAUGAUUGAACCUACUGAAAGUGAAAGCAAGGCAGAGCUGGACCGAUUCUGUGAUACUCUUAUCUCCAUUAGGGAAGAAAUUGCUGAAAUCGAGAAUGGAAAGGCUGAUAUCCACAACAAUGUUCUUAAGGGAGCUCCUCAUCCUCCAUCUUUGCUUAUGGCAGAUGCAUGGACAAAGCCGUAUUCUCGGGAAUACGCUGCCUUCCCUGCUUCCUGGCUUCGAACUGCUAAGUUCUGGCCUACUACAGGACGUGUUGACAACGUAUAUGGUGAUCGCAACGUCAUCUGCACCCUUCUUCCGGUAUCGCAGAUGGUUGAAGAGGCUGCUGCAGCCAAUGCGUAGGCCUAGGCCUCAUCUAUGUUGCCAUUGAAGCCAACAUUUUCUUUUUCCUUCAACAAAAAAGGGGUGGGGGGAGGGGGUCCAAUGUCUUUCUUGUUCAUGUACAUAAACUAUUCACCAUUUGCAUAUGUUCUAAGCUGUGACUUUCAUUUUAUUGGUAUACUUAUGAUCAUCUGCUUCAAUAACCCCCCCCCCCAAAUAAAAAAAAAGUUAAUGCAA
Messenger RNA from Gossypium raimondii (Peruvian cotton), 3543 nucleotides. Its product is annotated as glycine dehydrogenase (decarboxylating), mitochondrial. The transcript has 15 exons. The coding region runs from base 184 to 3327 and encodes 1047 amino acids. Gene Ontology annotation, biological process: glycine decarboxylation via glycine cleavage system. The record is from RefSeq and is a predicted model, not a curated record. Gene Ontology annotation, cellular component: mitochondrion; apoplast; glycine cleavage complex. Gene Ontology annotation, molecular function: pyridoxal phosphate binding; glycine binding; glycine dehydrogenase (decarboxylating) activity. Lineage: Eukaryota; Viridiplantae; Streptophyta; Magnoliopsida; Malvales; Malvaceae.